AUGUUUGCGGCUUUGAAGGAAAGAAAACAGAUUAAGAAUGGAAGAGCAGUGCUUUCAGCAAUGAAACACAAUAUGUCAGAAUCUACCUCACAGAGGUUGUCUCCCGACCAGAAGAUGCAAUCUUGGGCGGUGAGCGGAUACAACAUAGAGAACAGAGAUGUCUCUUCAAAGCAUCAGACCCUGCGGCAAUUCAACACGGAUAUCAAUGUCAACUUCCAGAGAGGAUACGGGAACAGCGUGGUGACCUCGGUCAACCCCGUCUCCUUCAAGAGGAGCUCCGACCCGAACAAAUAUUGGAACCCUGUCAUCCCUACCGAGCAGACCAGCGUCACUGUGGUGGACAAGCCUAUUGAGCGAAUAGUGGAAGUUUUCCAUAGGGUGCCCAUGGACAAAGUGGUGGAAAGGAACGUUGAGUCUAUCAAGGUGGAGGAGAAGCACCUUGAGAAAGACAUCAAGAUCACCCAAGUCGUCCCUGUUAUCCAGGCACGUACGAGGGCUGAAGACAGUGUCGGGCUGCAGGAGAUCAAGAAGGAGGUUGUCUACGAGAAGGAGGUGCUGAAGGAGGAGGUCCAGGAGAUCGUGGUCGACAAGUAUGUCGAGCGGGUAUGGAAGUCCCGGAUCGUGGAAGUGAUCAGGGAGGUGGAGGUGAUCAAGGAGGUGCCGACCAUCCGCUACGUGGACAGAGUGAUCACUAAAGAGGUUCCGGUCACGCAAGUCGUGGAGCGAGUGGUAUGA
Molecule: messenger RNA, 735 nt
Organism: Guillardia theta CCMP2712
Lineage: Eukaryota; Cryptophyceae; Pyrenomonadales; Geminigeraceae
Exons: 8
Coding region: 1-735 (244 amino acids)
Source: RefSeq, a predicted model, not a curated record